CUUUGCUAACAGCCAACGCAUCUCAGCUCAAGUAUCUGCUCACGGUAGGAGAAGCCCACGAGUUCUAUCACCUGCUCUUGACGCUCGUGGUUUUGUCGAUAUCACUACAGGUCUUCCAAGCCGUUAUGAUAAUUAUUCUGGCCAUUGUUCUCGAUAUCAACAAAGUUGAACAGCACAGAAAGUCGGACAUACUGAACAAUUUGCUUAUAAUAUUCACAGUUAUCAGUGUGGUGAUCAACGUCAUCAUCAGUGCAUUUGACAUGAAAACUCAAGGAGACUUGUUACGGAGUAAUUAGUGAAUAUAACUUCUACGAAAGUACAAAACAAAAUAUGUCUGUUCGGUGAGGUUCGAAGUAAAUUUGAAACAGGCGGAUUCCCGAUGAUUAACAGCUAUAUUUUUGCGGCGUCUUAGACCGUUCAUACCUUCUCAAUUAUAAGGAUGAAAGUUAAAUGAACAUUUAUCAUUUUAAUUAGUGGUUUAGUUGAGAGAACAUUAUGUUUACGAACAUGUUGAAAGAACCAGA
Molecule: messenger RNA, 524 nt
Organism: Aedes albopictus (Asian tiger mosquito)
Lineage: Eukaryota; Metazoa; Arthropoda; Insecta; Diptera; Culicidae
Product: ninjurin-2
Biological process (GO): cell adhesion; tissue regeneration
Cellular component (GO): membrane
Source: RefSeq, a predicted model, not a curated record